Messenger RNA from Paramecium octaurelia, 667 nucleotides. Lineage: Eukaryota; Ciliophora; Oligohymenophorea; Peniculida; Parameciidae. The record is from the annotation of a GenBank genome assembly.
AUGACAAUUUUUCAAACGGCUAAGAGUAGAAGAAGUGCAUUUAUUGAAAUGGAAGAAAAUAUCAUUCAAUGUUUUUGUCUUAUUCAAUACUUUCUAAUCUAAUUUUCCUUUAUUUUUCUAAAUUUGAAAUAUGGAGAGGAAAAAACAAAAUUGUUGCUUCUUAUGAUUUGGUUACUUUUUUCUAUACACAGAAUCAUAUUCCAAUAAUUGUUCAUACUUUCCACAAUCAGAAACACUUAAUUCUGGCUUAGAAAAUUGACUCCUCAGAAGUUUUUCUAAGGUUAAAUAAAUUAAAUAAUGACUCCUUUUCUAUCACAGAAAAUAAUUGAAUAUGUUAUUGAUAUUAACAACUGUAUUGUGUUUAAUUUAUGAUUGUCCAGCUGCAGUACUAUUUAUCUACCAUUUACAAUUUAUAUCUUUUUUUGGGAUAAAUAUGCAAUAGCUCACAAUUAUAAAAUUGAUAAAAAGAUAACAUAAGAUUUACUUAGUCAUCUAAUAAAAUGCUACUAAACCGUUGUAAUACAAAUUAGCAUCUACUUAUCCUGUGGUUUUUCCGAAAAUUCAAUUUGGUAAUCUAUGGAGCUUUAAGUGCAGGAUUAUUCAUGAUUUUUACAUUAUCUUCAAAAAAAUAAAUGGUUAGUUCCGAAUCGUAAGGUCUUUGGAUUGA